AUGCUGCUUGGCGUGUUUGAUGGCCAUGGCGAGCAAGGACACGAGAUCUCGUCUUCCGUUGCCAUGCUGUUCACGCAUUUUAGUGAUGCCGUGGCCAAGAUGGCCGAGGAUCAGCGUGUGAAUCCGUCGGCAUCGGUGCCUCGGCAAAUGGCCCAUCUCUUUGCCGUCGCGCAAGAUGGCCUGGAGCGCGGAGGGCUUGCCGAGUGGUCUGGCACGACGGCUACUUUGGCCUUGGUUGAUGCUGAGGCCGGCGUGGUAAUUUGCGCAUAUGCUGGCGACUCACGGAUGGUCAUUUGCCACAACCAGAAGGUGCUCUUCGAGACAGUGGAUCAUGAUAUUGAUGAUGUUGCUGAGCGCCGCAUCAUAGGAGCUGGUGGCGAGGUACGGCAGAUGUUGGUAUCUGGGAUAGAUGCGCGCCGUGUUUUCCUGAAAGGUGCUGAUGUCCCCGGCCUGGCAAUGUCACGGGCUCUCGGAGACCUGCAGGCGAGUUCUAGUGACUAG
Molecule: messenger RNA, 501 nt
Organism: Symbiodinium pilosum
Lineage: Eukaryota; Dinophyceae; Suessiales; Symbiodiniaceae
Source: the annotation of a GenBank genome assembly